AUGAAAACAAAACAAAGUUGCAUUGUGUGAUGUUUUUUUAGUAGUAGGCCAGUAUACUUCCUGGUUUGACUCAAUUAGGAAGUGUGUUCUUGGAAGUCAGUGGCGUUUGAGGUGGACAAAAGGGGCUCGGCCUCGCCUGAGACAGAUCCACACAAGGAUGUCCGGGGCCUACUUUCAUCGGGGAAUUACCAGAUUACGGGCCGAGGAACUUCUGCUCGGGGCCAAGGAGGACGGAAGUUUCCUGGUUCGAGAUAGUGAGACUUUAGCAGGAGCAUUUGUGCUAUGCCUACUGUACCAGUCUAGAGUACACCAGUACCGAGUUUUACCUGGGUCUGAUGGAAAACUCUCUGUCCAGGCUGAAGGUGGCAAUGUAGAACCUAAAUAUAACAACUUAAAUGAGCUCAUCGCUGACUACAUCAAAAAGGCGGAGAAAAAUGGGCUGAUCUUUGCAAUGAAAGUCCCCGUAUCUCCAGAGAGAGGUGAUGACCCAGACACAGAUGAAGAUGACUUUGAAGAUAUAGGUGAGAUGCAGCAGGUCCAGCAGCACCAUCAUCAACACCAAGUGAAGCUGCCAUCUUAUGUGAACAUUUCCCUGGCAGGAGACAGUAGCUGUGUGAAUGUCAAUGGGCCCACACAUCGGCUACAGAUGGAGCUGCUGAAAAACUUCUCCAAACUCAACCUUACGGAGUGUGAUACAGAAUUUAAAGAUUUACUGAAGGCAUACAUUGACAAGGGCCUCGACACUGAUGUCACCGCCAGUCAAGCAGGGGAGACAACCCUGCCUGAAUACCAAAGUAUUAUAGAGGCCGCUGGCCAAGGACUGAAGAGGGAACUAGAAAGUUUUAUGAAGAAAAUGGCCCUCAUUGAUGACUUAAUGGACAUUCCAAAUGUUUGUGGGGGGAUGCAGCAGAUGUCGGAUAGAGACAAGAUACAUGGUUCAGGUAUACCAGCGAUGUUGGAGCUCAUGACUAACUGUAUGUCAGAUGUCAUGACAUUAGAGAGUAAGGUACAUGAUACAGUACGAAACUAUGCUGUGUCUCAUUACGAUUAUGUUGAGAUUGAAUCAGAAGACAAAGGUGUACCAGAUGAUCUCACACCUUUCUUAUCUCCCCUUGGCAAACCAGUCAUUCCACGGAUAGAAUUUGAGGUGAAAACACCGACAUACAGGCAGACGGACAAAAUCACCACUAAGAUGACUCUAACAAUAGACAUUCCAGCAGGCAAAAUGUUUGCCGUCAAACCUUCCAAGGAUAUCCUUGACUCCAACAGUGUCAUCACACAUGAUCGAAUUGUACAGUUGGUGAAAAGUUCAUCAGACAACUGUCGUCUGGAUCUUAUCUACGACACGAAGAAGAAGAUGACCUACAUCUUCAAUAGUGCUCUGGUCCGCGAGAACUUUUGUCAUCAAAUCUUACAAAUGAAAAAUGUGCAUUCCAAGGACAUUGAGGUGGACCAGAUCUCUAUUUUUAUAGGAACAUGGAACAUGGGAGACAGCCAGCCGUUGAGUGGGAUCGCUCCCUGGCUGCGAUGUAAGGGCUGUAGUAAAGUAAAAGAUCCGCAGGUGUUGGGUAUGAUUCCACAUGACCUCUAUGUGAUCGGCACUCAGGAAAGUGCACAAACAGAGAAAGACUGGGUCAACUUCCUCAAGAAAAACAUCAAAAAUCACUUCAUGGUGGAAGUGGAAGUGGUGGAAGUGUGCACACUAUGGGGAAUACGACUUGUGAUACUUUUAAAGAAAGAUCUGAUGCACAAUAUAAACAGAGUUCAAAGGUCAACUGUGAGAACAGGGAUCGCAAAUGCUCUCGGGAACAAGGGAGGUGUGGGGAUCUCGUUUUACUUCAGGGGAACUUCAUUCUGUUUUGUCAACACUCACCUGACAUCAGGAGACGAACGAAAUGCCAGACGAAACCAGAAUUUUAAGGACAUCAUUAAGGGAUUGUCACUGGGUCAGAAACAUCUGGGACUGACAGACAUUACAAACCAGUUCCAUCACCUCUUCUGGCUCGGUGACCUCAAUUAUCGUGUGGAGGAAGAUGUACAGGUGCUGUUACGGAAACUAGAGGAAAAUGAUCUGAAGAGUUUAUUGGCCAAGGACCAACUACGUAGAUCUCAAAAAGAACAUAAGGGCUUCAAUGGCUUCCAGGAGGCAGAGAUUUCCUUUAAACCCACAUACAGACUGCCUAGGAGUGAGAGAAAAUGGAGCUACGAUUGGAAGAAAGUCAAGAAGACAGGGGUGAGGAUAAACACACCGUCGUGGUGCGAUCGGGUGUUAUGGCGGUCCUACCCAGGGACAUACAUCCAGAACCUUGCCUACGGUUGUGCCGAUAGUGUACUCGGUAGUGACCAUCGUCCUGUCUUUGCCUUGUUCAACACUGGGAUCGCCUCCGACUUUGUGAUGAAUCGGGACUCCUUGGCUGAGGAGUCUCCCACUAAAAUUGUGUUCCAGCAGAUUGAAGCCGAGCUGAUCACCUACUGUCGACAAACCUUCCAAUUAGAAUUCCAGUCCACGUGUCUUCCAGAAGUGGUUACCAGUAAACCUAACAGCCGGUUCAAGGACUGCUCCCAGGGUUUCACCUGUCCAUUUUGGGGCAAACAAGAGAUACCCACAAUGAAGCCUUUGUUUGGAGAUGAAGAUUUUCUCAAGGAACAACACAUUUUAAUAUCUGUAAGGUCAAAAUGUGGCGACAAUGAAUCAUAUGGUGAGUGUGUUGUGGAGAUGAAAGGAAAGUUUGACCUCAUGCCUCAGGUUUUUGAGUUUGAACUUUUACAUCAAGGGGAGGUAACUGGGAAUCUGAGGGGCCAACUUCAGGUGUUGACAGGUCCUCUAGCUGUGGGACGCAAAAAUUCAAAGAAGAGUUAUGAGCUCAUCGCUUUGGACACCGAAUAUCACGACCCAGAGUUGUGGCAUCCAGAGUCACCAAAGAUGGAAAGGCGUGAGCGUUUAUCAGGGCAAUUACCUCAACUGGACACAGCCCUUCCAGUGUAUGAAGUGAUUGAUAACGACCCAGUAACUGGUGCUCGACUUCCUAAGGGGAGUAAGAGUCCUGGUGACCGCCCUCCAGCACUCCUACCACAUCGUAUGCAGGAGGAAACUCAGAAUUCUUGGUCCAAGACACAGCCCUACAUGGGACAGGCCAGCCUCCAGACUCGACAGGUGUUACCGGCCAGCUCAACACUACUGGGGUCAGAGGUCACCUCACACACGAAACCACCAGACAUACCGCCACCACCUCUUCGCAAGAAAAGUACAGUGUUGACAUACCCGGACCAUGGCAUGAGGUACGACUCACUCAAGAGGCCCACGAGUGUGACUGACUGGUUACUCGGGCUGAGCCUCCCAGAAUACAUCGAGAGAUUUAUCAAAAAUGGAUUUGAUACCAUGCACUUUGUGACCAAUCUUAGUUGUGAUGACCUGGCAGAAAUAGGAAUCGACAACCCUCUACACCAAAAGCGUAUCAUCAGCAGUCUCCGGGACAUGAAGUGACAUCAUGUGUCAGUCAUGUGACUGUUAACAAAAUGGCUGUUUGUUGACUGCAGUAACAGUGUAUAUGUGAAUCAUAAGAUCAGUUUCAACUUUUGAUACUCCGCUUUAGGACUUGAGUGGUGUAAACAAGCUGUCUAGGUUUUCAUUUUUGUUUUAAUCCAGCAGUUUACAUGAGCUACCGAAUUACUCUCGGUUCCUUUGCCUUGCUUCUCAAUCAAUUUUUGAUGUAGUUCAGAUAUACAUGUAUCUCCACUUUGAUUUAAUGCUAUAGAUAGAAAACUGAUAAAUUUGUUAUUUUUGUGUAUAUUAUCUAAAUGACAUGCAAUUUUUCAAUUUUAAAGUCAUUGAAGAUCGCCUGAAGAAACAUGUUCAUUAUCUAUUCUGAUGAUUUUUUUUUGUUUUUUGAACGUUAAAAAAUUUGGAAAACACUUUUGUAACCACAUUCUGUUUUAUAUGCUAGAUAUGCGAUUCCAGACAAAAUGGAUGGCCUAAUGAUGUUUCUGAUUGCCUGUGAUGAACUCUUGACCUUUUAACCCAGGCAGUGUAUGAUAAUAUAAGGAUAUAGACAAUAGGAAAGGUUUUCCUUCUGAUCUUGUAAGGAAUUUGACAAGGAAAACAUGAAAAUUAAACAAUUAUCAAUUCAAUACAUUCCUCAUAGUAGAAGUCAUUAAACAUGAAAGUCUAUAAUACUCAAAUGUUAGUUCAUCUGACUUUCAUCUUCUCACAUGACUGUUUUUCGCACCUAACAUGACAUUGAUUUUUGCUAUAAAAUUUUGGUAGCAUUUUGAGUAAAAUAAGUGGGCACUGUGACAGAAUCAACCAAGGCCCAGUGUCUGACAUUUUAUCUUGUUACUUCUUUGUCAGGUUUUCUUUAUGAAAUAUAUAUAUAAUUAGGUUUGAAAUAACUCUCAUCAUCAUUAGCAGUAGAUCCUUAGAGAAUGGUUUGCGUUGUUUAUUGAGACUGGAUGUUGACAGUAACUGAGAUUAGGCCAGGGUAACCUCUACACAGGGAUGUUUUUGUUUUUACAUUAUCAUUUUGCCGUAGCUAACUUUGUUAUCAGUUUGUACCUUAGAUAUCGCCAGAUCUGGGUUUUUUUUCAUUAUGUAGAAGUUGUUAUCGUGGACUUUUAUGGUAGAUACAUAUUGUAUGAUCAGACUAUGAUUUAUAAUGUAGGAGUUGUUAUAGUGGACUUUUACAGUAGAUACAUAUUGUAUGAUCAGACUAUGAUUUAUUAUGUAGGAGUUGUUAUCGUGGACUUUUAUGGUAGAUACAUAUUGUAAGAUCAGACUAUGAUUUAUUAUGUAGGAGUUGUUAUCGUGGACUUUUAUGGUAGAUACAUAUUGUAUGAUCAGACUAUGAUUUAUUAUGUAGAAGUUGUUAUCGUGGACUUUUAUGGUAGAUACAUAUUGUAAGAUCAGACUAUGAUUUAUUAUGUAGAAGUUGUUAUCAUGACUUUUAUGGUAGAUACAUAUUGUAUGAUCAGACUAUGAUUUAUUAUGUAGAAGUUGUUAUCGUGGACUUUUAUGGUAGAUACAUAUUGUAUGAUCAGACUAUGAUUUAUUAUGUAGAAGUUGUUAUCGUGGACUUUUAUGGUAGAUACAUAUUGUAUGAUCAGACUAUGAUUUAUUAUGUAGAAGUUGUUAUCGUGGACUUUUAUGGUAGAUACAUAUUGUAUGAUCAGACUAUGAUUUAUUAUGUAGGAGUUGUUAUCAUGACUUUUAUAGUAGAUACAUAUUGUAUGAUCAGACUAUGAUUUAUUAUGUAGAAGUUGUUAUCGUCGACUUUUAUGGUAGAUACAUAUUGUAUGAUCAGACUAUGAUUUAUUAUGUAGGAGUUGUUAUCGUGGACUUUUAUGGUAGAUACAUAUUGUAUGAUCAGACUAUGAUUUAUUAUGUAGAAGUUGUUAUCGUCGACUUUUAUGGUAGAUACAUAUUGUAUGAUCAGACUAUGAUUUAUACAAAUCAUUGACACGAUCAUGACCCAGAUCUAGACCACUGAUUGAACUAAAGUGGUAAAGUUUACAAACAUGUCUUGGUAAUUGUUUUGUUUUAAAUAUCCACAGAAAUGUUAAUACAUGAUCAUUUCAAAAUCCAUUUCUUUGCUUUGAAUAUGUGACACUUUUGACAUUUUUAAUCAUUUUAUGUGAUUUGUAUUGAGUAGACCUUGAAAUACAACUUUAAAAAAUAAAGGGAAAUAACUCAUUUAUUAAAAUGUUUGAAUACUACAGGACACUGAUGGUUCAUAGUUAAAUAUUGUGAAUAUAUUUAACUUUUCCUAGUACAAGUCUUGCUAUAAAAGAAUAUGAUUCUGUAAUAAGUUUAAUAUUUUUUUUUAAAUUUCAUCAAGGUGUGAUUAUUGAAGGUACUAUUUUAUAUGUAAAUAUUUAAUAUAUUUGGAACAUUUAACAAAAUUAUGAAAAAAUUGUAAAUCCUUUGUGUUAUAAUGCAUACAGAUACUUUGUUAAUGGUAAUGUUUUAUGUUGAUAUAUAUACAUGUAUGUAUUCUAUUCUGAUACCUAUGUUAUGAAUAAUAUAUAUAUUUUUUAUUAUUAUUUCCUGUGCUAAUUAUAAUGAAUUGCCGCAGUGCUACAACAUAUAAUAUAUGCUUACCGCUCAGUGCUCUGCUGCCCUCUGACUGUCAGAGUUAAAUGUACCUUAUAAUACUUUAAAGUUGAACUAACACACUCCUUUAAUUUCCUAUAUCUUUGAAACUUGGGUGAUUUGCAUCAAUUAGACCUAAAUAUGUUGAAAAAUUCCCAGCAUAUUUAAAAUCAAGAACGUUUUAUUUUUUAUUUUCAGUUUUUUUUCUUUAGCUCAAGACUGAAGCCAGACUAGUUUUAAAUGACAUGUACAUGUAUCUCACGAGAGCAAGACUACUGCUACUAGCAGGUCUGGUCAUAUUACAAUGUAGGCUUGUGUGAUAUCCAUAUUACAUUGACAGACUUGUUAGCAUACACCAAAUCAGUGGGUGGUACAAAAUCUAGCAAUACAAUCUGAUGUAAAAGAAAAAGACAGUUGCUGUGAAUAGUUUGAGUUCAACUGUACUUGGUGAAGGAUAGUGCUCAGCUCAAAUAUCUACCACAGGUAUAGAACCACACACCUCCAAUCUUACUUGUAGUAGUUUUGCUCAAGUCCAAAUACAAAAUGAAGAAUUGAUCAGGAGCCAAUUGAUUCAAACACAUGCAUGAUGUAGAUUGAAGGAUAUUGUCAAUGAAUACAAUCGAAGUAUUGAGUAGAACAAUCUGGAAAAUAAAAUCUGAAUUUUUACAUUAUUUCGAAGAUCAAGUUGACCAUGCUUUGAUCUUCUGUGUUCCUAUGCUGGAUAGUGCAUAUGUUAUUUACCUUGUGUCCUUGAAUGGGUCACACGUUUAUUGUAUGAUGAAAUUCAUCAACCAUUGUCUCCACAAUUAUGUGGAAUUUAUUAUUUUGUUCAAGGCUGAAAUUUAGAAAUAUUUUUGUUUAAUGUGUACUUAAGGUUAUAUGCUGCCAGUCAUUUACCUAUGAUUAUGUAGGAGUUUUCUCCCUUAAAAUGGUACAUUUUCAAAAGGUUUUAAAAAAUAUUAAUCCAGGUAUAAAACCAGGAGUUAAUUAGUAUUCAUAAACAUAACAGAACUGUUCAGCUUAGAUUUCUUGAGUUAGAUAAUUGAAAUGAUUGGUGCUAAUUUAAGGUAGCAUAUGGCCUUAAACAAUGCUUAUGAAGUUGUGUUUUUUUCUUCCUUUCUGUUUGCAAAGUUGUUUGAUAUAGACUAGUGCCAUGCAGUGCCAGUCGAAAGGUUUAUUAUUUUAAGAUUGUCUCAGUAAAACAAGACUUAACUCAUAUUUUUCACAAUUAAUGAUGACAUAAGUUAUAAGCUGAUAUUUGUUCUGUGUUUGUCCCAGUGGAAGUAAACAGGAUAAGUGGAUUUGACAGCCGCCUCUGUUACCUCUGAAAUCUGAUCUGAUUGGGAAUCAAACAGACCCUCGAUAACUAUGGUCAUUUUAGGCCAAUCAUUGUAAAGAAAUCCAUAACUCUGUUGAAUCUCCUCAUUCAAUUAUUGUCACAGAAAACUGCAAAACAGACAACGUUUUCUAUUCUUAUUCUGACAGGGUUGGGUUAUUUCCCUGUGAUUCUUUACCUGUAUUACUGUGAUGUAAAUUCCAUUCUUCAGGGUUGGACAUCAUUCUGUGCCAUACAUAAUCUACUUUUUUUUCUUUUUUUUUUUUAUAAAUGCUCAGUUACAAUGUUCAGGGUACGUGAAAAGGAAAGCAUAAUAUUUUGGUUGCUAUCUACAUCUGUGAUAUAAAAUGUCUCAAGUCCCUGUAAGUGUCUCACUCUGGAAAACUAUAGAUAGAUUUGUGUAAUGUUUCUAAUUUAGAUUUCAUUAUAAGACCAUGAGAGAGUUAAAAUUCAUGAGUGAUCUUUUUUUUAUAACCAAACAUUCAGGGUACUUCAAGGGUGGAAAUCCAGUUUUCAAUUUGGUAUAAAUGUGCCCCUUCUGUUACAGAUUUUUCACUGACUAUAUACAUAUACAGUAACUAUGUGUGAGUUCUGUAUGAUUUUACUUGUUUCUGUCUCAUAUCAAGGAACUGUAGCAUUUCAUCAUAUUGAUUUGAUGAACAAAGUGACAUUAUCGGUGCCAAAAGUUUUUAACGGUAUAAUUUUUUUAUCAUUUUUUGCCCAAAUGUAGAAGUACAGUGCUGAUGUUUUUGCAGCAUAAAGAUAAACAAGAUUAUACACCAGGAACCCUGUGAAAGUUUGUCCUUCUGAUAGAAAAUAUUAGACUUAACAUUGAACGACAUUAAUAAAUAUCAAACACAUGAAAGGUGCAGGAAUGGGGGGUUUAUGUGCAGGGAAGGGAUGGGCAAUUUAGGUGAAUUGAUGGACGAUUUAGAUGAAGUGAUGGGCAAUUUAGAUGCAAUAACGGGCGAUUUAAGUGCAAGGAUAGGUAAUUAAGGUGCAGGGAUGGGAACGGGAGAUUUAGGUGCAGGGAUGGGUAAUUAAGGUGCAGGGAUGGGUAAUUAAGGUGCAGGAAUGGGGACAGGAGAUUUAGUUAAAGGGAUAGUGACUGGCGAUUUCGGUGAAGUGAUAGGGAUAAUGAUAUCCAUGUAGUACGAUUGUUAUCAACUUGAGGACCACUAGGUAACAUUGACAUAACUAAAAGAUUCUCAAGUACUUACUACUGAUGAAUUUGCUGAUAGUUGGUCUCAUCUGAAUUGAAAAUUUCAUAAACUUGAUUGUCUUCCUAAAAUUGUGUGCCAUUUCCUAUUGUUCUAUUGUGAUAUCAUCUUUACUCUUGUGGACGCCAUGUUGGUUUUAGUUGUUACUUAAACUGCUUUUUACAUCAAAUACAUCCUUAGGAAAAAUGAUUUGUGAAAGAUGUUCAGUGUGUACUUCCCUAGAUAUAAUAUGUUCUGUUAACUCCACAAUCCAUGGCAGUGUGACCAAGAUCUGUUUUGUUUAGUAGUAAUCUAAUAUUUCUUUAAUGUCAAUAUAUUUUGUAUGAAUAAGAACUGGAAUAGGCCAACUGUGUUUUGAGAAUUGUGUUGGAGUGUCAUGUUUGAAUACUGUCACAAUUAAGUAUCGGUUUUCCCGCCGAAUACUCCAGUGUUGUCAGUAAUAUUUGUUUAGCAACAGUAAAAUAAAAUUAGUCACAAAAUAUCAGUACUGAACAACUGAAUAGAUAGUACAGUUAUCACAUAAUUAUUCCAGAAAAUGGUUUUAUUUCAUCACUGAACAGCUAAACUAAUAUGACGUCCAUAUUUGAGGACUAUUUCCCAUGGUGCUCUGGAGUUCACUUCACCAUGACUACAGUACUGUAUAGGAGAUUCCAGUAUUAUUCUGAGUCUAACAUUUGUUAAAUAUCAUAUUGUUAACCUUCAUUAAAGAUACUAUUAACAUAACAAUAAACAAAUCUUAUAAGAAUCA
This is a messenger RNA of Pecten maximus, 9389 nucleotides long. RefSeq names its product phosphatidylinositol 3,4,5-trisphosphate 5-phosphatase 2A-like. The transcript is spliced from 27 exons. Gene Ontology annotation, biological process: phosphatidylinositol dephosphorylation. The coding region runs from base 158 to 3484 and encodes 1108 amino acids. NCBI's taxonomy places the organism in Eukaryota, Metazoa, Mollusca, Bivalvia, Pectinida, Pectinidae. The record is from RefSeq and is a predicted model, not a curated record. Gene Ontology annotation, molecular function: phosphatase activity; protein binding.